UAAUCUGGAAGUUUCAAGCUGUAAUUAUUGGCUCUUUUCUGCUGCGCAUUUAGAUUACUGUCUUUUUAUGUUCAAAUUAUUUUUAUGUGUAUUUAUAAAUUGAGAAUGAGCUCUGCAUCAAUCAGGAUGAAGAACAACUUGUGGUGAAGAAGCAGGAGAUGAAAACCUUUCCUGCAUCUCCUACCAGUGUAGAAAUAAGCUGCAGUGAACCCGAACCAAACAGGGAGCAACUCGUCUCUCAGGACGGCUGUGAUGCUGAGGACCGAAAUCAGGAAGAAAGCAAUGAUGAAGACACAGAAAUAAGCAGCGAUGAAGAACCGAAACAAAAUAACAGAUGUCAGAAAACCAGAGGGUAUGAUAACAAUUCUGACAAAUUAAAACAAAAAGAGCAGAAGAAAACGCACAAAGAUAAAAAUCUGUAUUCAUGUACGAUGUGUGAUAAAUUGUUUUCUCAAAAGACUCACUUGAUCUACCACAUGAGAACGCACACAGGUGAGAAGCCUUUCUCAUGCAAGUUUUGUGGAAAAUGUUUCAGUCCAGAAAGUAUUGUGAACAAUCACCUGAGAAUCCACACAGGCGAAAAGCCCUUCUCAUGUCUGACCUGUGGAAAAAGUUUCACUCUCAAACAUAAGUUGACGGAUCACAUGAGAAUUCACACAGGUGAGAAAACGUUUCCGUGCAACGCUUGUGAUAAAUCUUUUAAUCUAAAAAGCAAUCUGAAGCAGCACCUGAGAAUCCACACGGGCGAGAAGCCUUUCUCAUGUGUGACCUGCGGUAAAAGUUUCAGUCAAAGAAGUCAAGUAACGCUUCACAUGAGAAGUCACACGGGUGACCGACCUUUUUCAUGCGUGACCUGUGGGAAAAGUUACAGCCACAAAGGUCACCUAACCGAUCACAUGAGAACUCACACAGGUGAGAAGCCAUUUUCAUGUCUGACAUGUGGAAAAAGUUACAGUCAGAAAGGCCAUUUGACAGUUCACAUGCGAAUUCACACAGGUGAGAGGCUGUUUCCAUGUAGCACCUGUGGAAAAACCUUCAGUCGAAGAAGUCGUUUAAAAAAACACGUGAGAAUUCACACAAGAUAGACGUCCUGUGUGACCUGUGGGAAGUGUCUCAGUUUAAGGAGCAAGAAGCAUUUUAUACAGCUGUGGUUUGUAGCUUCCAAUCCUUGCUCAGUGCAGUGCUGGUAAAAGCACUUGUGUCAGAUAGGGAAAAAAAUAAAUGCUCCGGUUUAAAAUUAAUUCUCCCGUCAAAAUUAACAAAUAUUUUAACAAUUUAUUCCGGGUCCGGAUGGGAUGGCAUAUGGGUCCGUAUCCGGACCGAGGUCCGUUGGUUGGGGACCACGGGUUUAGAAUAUACAGAUAGUUAAAUUUGUACUUUACAGAGCAAAUGUUGCACUAAAGUAAUGCUGUGACAAAAUAUAUUCAAAUAAAGAAACAAUGCUCACCUUUUAUGAUCUUUUCUAUUUGGAGAAAGCAAUUUUAGCUCAUCUUAGUAAGAGCACCAUAUUAUCCCACCGGUCACAAUUGUGACCAAUCAUAAAACACAUGUUUUCAUAUAUUUUUCCACAAUUUUUAAAAUUAUUUUCCAUUGAUUAGUUCAAAGGGCUAUAAAUGACAUCUGAUUUUAAUAUUUUCAUGUCUGGGAAAAAAUUGGGAUUAAAU
Molecule: messenger RNA, 1664 nt
Organism: Xiphophorus couchianus (Monterrey platyfish)
Lineage: Eukaryota; Metazoa; Chordata; Actinopteri; Cyprinodontiformes; Poeciliidae
Product: gastrula zinc finger protein XlCGF8.2DB-like
Exons: 1
Coding region: 159-1085 (308 amino acids)
Biological process (GO): regulation of transcription by RNA polymerase II
Cellular component (GO): PcG protein complex; chromatin; transcription regulator complex
Molecular function (GO): RNA polymerase II cis-regulatory region sequence-specific DNA binding; DNA-binding transcription factor activity, RNA polymerase II-specific
Source: RefSeq, a predicted model, not a curated record